AUGAAAAAGGUCGGAGAUAAGACGGAGGAAGAAAUUAAAUUUACUACUAUGUACCCUUUAUUCAAUGCAGUCAUGGAUCCUUUAUUAGGAGAGAUUCAGUCACUUGGCUUGAAAGAUAUGAGGAAUGAGAAAGCAAAUUCUUUCGACAAAGCUCAUAUGGGGCACAAAGUUGAUAUGAAAGGCAUCCUGACAAAGAUAUCUAAUAAAUUUGAAGUCUUGUACAGAGAGGUCGCAAACGGGCUAUGUUUACUUGGAAUAUCACUUGUAUCACCAAAAAAGAAAUAUUUGAACAAAGUUAAACUUGCAGUAUUAAUGCAAGACUUGUUAAAUA
Scutellospora calospora is the source of this 331-nucleotide messenger RNA. Lineage: Eukaryota; Fungi; Glomeromycota; Glomeromycetes; Diversisporales; Gigasporaceae. The record is from the annotation of a GenBank genome assembly.